This is a messenger RNA of Diorhabda sublineata, 8015 nucleotides long. Its product is annotated as dual specificity testis-specific protein kinase 2. Lineage: Eukaryota; Metazoa; Arthropoda; Insecta; Coleoptera; Chrysomelidae. The transcript has 6 exons. Gene Ontology annotation, molecular function: protein serine/threonine kinase activity; ATP binding. The record is from RefSeq and is a predicted model, not a curated record. Gene Ontology annotation, cellular component: nucleus; cytoplasm. Gene Ontology annotation, biological process: protein phosphorylation; actin cytoskeleton organization. Bases 374 to 2356 code for a protein of 660 amino acids.
CGUAUGUCUUAGCUGUUUAACAGAUGACGGCGACCGAAUGGAGAGUGUAGAAAGCUUUUUGUCACAAACUUUUUAUUUACGUUCGAGGCUUCAUCGAGUGAAAAAAGGUGUUAUUGUUGCUAGAGUUUUCGUUGAUAGUUUCGUUAUAUAGUUUUCCUUAUGGAUUUCGGGAAGAAAAUGUUACUGUCGUUUGUUUGUUAGUGUCGUGAGAUAUGUCAAAGACGAGUACUGAAAAAAUAAGAAAUUUUUGGAUUUUUUGUGAACGUAAAUUGUUACAGUAUGUGUUUUAAGAAGACUAAACAAUUACAGUGUUUUACACAAAUAUGUACGAAAUUGGUUAAUACUACAUAAUUCGGCGUCUCAGUAUUAUAAUAUGUACCCUCUAAAUAAAAAUGAAACGAUUAAUAAAUCUAAAAUAUCGUGUAUAUAUGACAGUCCCUGUGAUCCAAAGGACAGUGAUUACGAAAAGUUAUUUUGCCCAAAUAACGAACUUUCGGAGCCCCCCAAAGCUCGGUGCGAUAGAUUGAAGACAGGGUCCUCCUGUCAAGCCCUUAAACAUGCAGUGGCGGCUCUACAUCCGUUGGACGAUUUUCAUAAAGAAAAAAUUGGCGAGGGUUUCUUUUCAGAGGUUUUCAAGGUGACCCAUCAGACGACGGGUCAAGUGAUGGUACUGAAAAUGAAUACCCGUCAUUCGAAUCGGCGCAAUAUGCUCAAAGAAAUCCAAUUAAUGAAUCGUCUAUCGCACCAAAACAUUCUAAGACUUAAGGGAGUGUGCGUCCACAAGGCGCAAUUGCACGCCCUCACCGAAUACAUCGAUGGCGGUUCUUUACACCAACUCAUCCAUAAUAGAUCCGUGGAAAUCGAACAACAGACCAGAAUUGAAAUAGCCAGAGAUAUAGCUAGCGGAAUGGAAUAUUUACAUUCGAAAGGUGUCAUACAUAGGGACUUGACCAGUAAGAACGUCCUCAUAAAACAUCUGGAUUCCGGCAAAUUGAGAGCGGUAGUCGGCGAUUUCGGCCUUUCCACCGACAUCCCCGAUCCCAAAGAGAAAACCAAACUCCCGAUAGUGGGUUCGCCCUAUUGGAUAUCGCCCGAAGGUCUAAAAGGGAAAUACUACGAUGAACGCAGCGACGUAUUCAGCUACGGUAUCGUCUUGUGUGAACUUAUCGCCCGCGUCGAAGCCGAUCCCGAUUAUCUACCCAGAACCGAUAAUUUCGGUUUGGACUAUCUCGCCUUCUCGGAUUUGUGCGGACCAAACGUUGUACCUGAAUUUCUAACGCUAGCUUUCAGAUGUUGCUCCGUCGAUCCGAAAAGCCGUCCCACGUUCAAGGAAAACUUCCAAGCCCUCGCCGAUUUAUUGAACGACAUGAAGUUGGCCGAAGAUAAGCGAUUGCGGAUGGCGAAUUGCGCCGCCAAAAGCGAAGAACAACUUACCGUGGUAGCGAACGCCGCGGCGAACGCGUGCGCGCCCCAACAUCGAAAAAUCGUCCAUCGACGGUCCUUCUCCGAGGACACCUCAUUAUUAUCAUUGUCGUUUUCGACGCCCAGCGAUAAAGCUCGUCGUCACGCGUUGCUAAUGUGCCGACAGGAUCCUCAUUACAAGCCGAGCACGACGAACCCGUUCGCCGGGCUCGCGCAAUUCCAAGGCGUCAAAAAACUCUUGGGCAAUUUUUCAUCGUGUUGCGAAAUGGCCUGUCCGUUAACCGAAUCGAAAGAUAGUCCGAAAUCGUUGCCGGGUUCGCCGACGUCGUCCCGUAAAGCCCAAACUAUACGUUCGCCUUUAUUCGUCCAUCCGAUGUACAAAGGCGGUUCCGGUUCCAAUUUGUCCGAAUUGACGGCCGAAACGUCGGCGGGUUUGUUGAGGCGGAGGGGAUCUUGCGAAUCGGGUUUCUAUUCGAGUGUCGGGGAGUGUUUAUCGCCGAAUAGUAUGUGGGGUGAUAGUACGGCGGUUAGUUCGAUUAGAUCGUUGGACGAAUUAGAACACGCCGAAUUACAGGCGCUCUGUAAACGCGCCUCGUCUAUAUACACCGAUAGCAGCGAGGAUAUUUCUAGUUUGACGAGUUGCGAUUGGCAGAACGAUUUGAAACCGAAUAUAUCGUCGAUUGUUGAAUAUUUCGAACGUAAAGGUACCAGUUUACGUCAUCCGGGCGGUUCGCAAUUGAGUUCCAGGAUAGCCAGUCUGAGGAGGUCUUUGGAGAGACAUAAUACCGGAUCUACGUGUACGGCUAGUACACAUUUGGCGUUGCAGCGGCCUAAAUGUUCCAGAUUAGUUAUUUGCGAGGGGGCGGUUAGAUCUAAGUUGCCUUUGUUCGAUAAAAAUCAAAUGGUAUCUAAAGUUCGAAGGCCUAAGUGGUGAUAAAUUUUUGGAAAAAAGAUUUAUAUUUUUACCGAAUGUUGUACAUAAUCUAUUUCGGUGGAAUUGCUCUUAAUUUAUGAUUCUCCUUCUUUUUUUUUUUUUAAUAAACAUACGACUAAAUCUAUGGUUAAAAUAAUUUCUGUAUAACCGAAUAAAUAUUCAUCGUAAAAAUAUUAUAAUACUCACUUUCGAUCGCCACAUUACCCCAAACUAAUAUAAAAUAUGAAAAAUCUACUUUGAAUUUUAAUUUAUUAAACGAAUUUAUUCAUUUUUACAAUUUUUGAUUAUAAUCAAUAAGGAUCUUGAUCAAUUAUUUCUUGGUUACACAAUAUAUUUAACUAUUUCCUUGUUAAAAAAAAUAAUUUAACUAUUUCACACAAUUUUGACAAAUGUUUCAUCAAAUUAUAUUUUCAUUGAUAUUAUAAUUUAUAUUUCUUGAAAACUAUCAAAAACAAAAGUUAUUUACAUAAGUUUCUGGUUAUUAUUUCGCCAUUGGAGUCACUCAAUAUAUUCCACACAAAAAAAUUUAUUUAUUGAGGUUAUUUUCCCUAACUUACUUCAGUAAGUUCAACUAGAUCAAAUUCUACACUAUAUUAACUAAUCAAUUCGAUACUACAAUAUGUUUUAGUUGAGUUUUUUAGAGAUUAUAUUAUUAUUUUCCUCAACAGUAUCAACUCUUCACUAUAUUAGCUCCAGUUGAACUUUUUGAAGGUUAUUACCCCUUAUUCACCUUAAUAAUAUCAAUUCUAAACUUUAAUAGAUUCAAUCAUCGAUCGGCUUUACACUUGACAAGCUUUAUUUAUUAAUCUAGUGGAAUUUUUAAGAUUAUUACCCCUUAUUUACCUCAAUAAAGUCAACACCUCCCUAUAUUAGAUCAAUUAUCCAUUUAGUUGAACUUUUUUAAGGCCAUUACCCCUUAUUGACCUCAAUAAAGUGAACUCUUCUGUAUAUUAGCUCCAAUUAUCAAACUAGUUGAAUUUUCUGAAGGUUAUUACCUUAAAACCAAAAAGUUUAUUACCCCUUUUGUUUCACAAACUAAGAAGUGGUACAUGUGUUGUAAUGUAAUGUGGUGAUCAAAGCGAUAAUAUUAUAAGUUAUUAUAUGACUUAAGACCCUCCUCAAGAACCCAAAUCAGAUACUUUUUUAAAUAGGUUUUUGUUUAUUGUGAAAUUUAUCUAUCGUAGUUUUCAAAUUCUAUUUCAUUUCACAAACUAUCUUUGAAAAUAUUCACCCUUAACUGAAAGUUGUUAAAGUUCAUUUAUCUUUUAAUAAAAUCAAAAUUUUCAACUAUAGUUUCACUUUUUUCUGUCCUAAUUUUGAGUCGUACUUCAUAUUUAGGAGCAAUUUAAAAUUGGACUAAAAUAGUCUCAGUUAUUAUGGAUUUUAUCUUCAUGGGAUUGAUUUUUGUAAAACAGAAUUAUUCGAAUGAGUAAAUAGCCGGGUAGCUUUCUAACACUCAUAUUUUUAAUCAAUUGCAAGUGUGACGGAAUGGUAUAACUUUUUAAAAGAGCCUGUAUACCAGUUAAUGAAAUUUUGACUUAAGCAAUACUAAAAAUAUAGGAAAUAUUAAAGACUGACUUCUUUGAAGUUAAUGAGGUUGUUGUUUGUUGAAAAUAAUAUAGAAAAUAUUCAAAAAAAUAUAAUUUUAUUAAAUUCAUAGGUUAAAGACUCCAGCAGCUAUGAAAGUCAUUCCCGUAAGUCGUUUUAUGAAACUUUCCAAGGAGAGACUUUUUUUGGCUCCUUACAAUUAAUGGAUUUGAUUUUUAAAAUUUUUGGUAAUUGUUUAGAACUCACCAAUACUCGGUUGUGUACUUUUUUAAAAAAAACUUUUAUUUACGAAGAAAAUAAUACAAAUUUUAGUUCUGUUUUAUAAUUUCGUUGCCUCACUUUUACUUUCUUGGUUAGGUCACGUUUCUUCUUUUUUUUCUUCGAAUUCAAACAUCUAUCUUGUAGUUCGCCAUAGAAAAAUAAAAAACAGAAGAAUCAAUAUUAUUUUUGUGAUCUUAGAACUGAAAUUUAGGGAAAAAUAUUUAAACUGAUUAACAUCACUGAAACAGUUGGUAACCAUUAAUUGUAAGUAUUGAAUAAUUAAAUUUAAUGAAAAGUAUGUCAAAAGUUCUUGCAAUAACGAAAAUGGUAAGUAAAAUUUUGCCUUUCACCCUUUUACUUCAUAAUACGGGGGGUGCAUCAAAAGUAUGGUACAAUAGAACUAUAAGAAACACUGCUUGUUAUAACUAAAUACUUUUGAUACCAAUAAAAUAUUCUAUUAUACGUCCCACAAGAAUAUGUUGAAUAAAAGUCUUUUUCUUCUGCACUUUUAUCAUACUGUGUAUUCAAAAUUAAAAUUUGACAGGGGAUAACCCAGAUUUAGGGUCAAAACAAGAGUUACAUAAAAAUAUAUGGUCGGAUUUGUAUCUCUGGAGUCUUUAAUCGAUAUUUUGCAGGUGGAACGUAUUUGGUUAAAUUUAGAGCAGUUUUUGAAUCGUAAAAUGAAAUUUAUUAAUAAAAAUUUCAAAUUUGAACGAAUACUUUUUAUAAAAUUGUUGAUUACAAACAAAUGCUCUCAAUUACCAGAUUUACUUCACUUUACAAUUUUAGUUUUAUUUAUAAAUAUAUAUACAGGAUGAUGACAAUAAAUCUUCCUGUGUCGAUUUACUUGUAUAAACUUGUACAUUGAAGUAUUAAAAAAAUUAUAUAUUUAUUAUUGGUUCUAGUAUUAUAUGCAAGGAAAGUAAUAAAAUGAUACUUUAGUAAUAUUGAAUUGUGUAUUAUGUUGAUUCAAAUGCUAACAGGGUGUAUCAAACUCGACUUUGUGCACAAAAUUUCUCAUUUUUUUAAAACUCCCAAAUGUCAGUAGGUCUGUGAAUCGCACUGAUUAACAUUUCUGUUAUUUAGUGACACCUACAAGAGAUUCAAUAAUUCUCUUCUGCUGCUGUUAUUAGUUGUUUUGUGGUUUACUCUUGAAAUACUCUCUGUAUUAUAUGACCUUAAGCAGCAAUGUAAAGUGCCGAUAUGAUCAAAAAAUUGUAAUAAUAGACAAUUUUUACCCCUAAGAAAUGCCUUAUACCCAUUUCAAAGCUCUACUUAUGACAAAGUAUUUAAUUUUCUCCUCUGUUGGUCAAAACUGCAGGAAAUAGGAAAAACGCUAAGUUAUUUCGCUCAGCACGCAAUGAACAAUUCACAACUCAUCAAUUUAAAAAUAAACAACUAGCCAAUGUUUGCCAAAGCAACAAGUAUUAGAAGGAGAUUGUAUGCCAUCCAGCAAAGAUGGCCGAACCGUCAAUGACGUCAUUCUGGAUUGGUCUAUUAGUAUUUGGUGUUCAAUUAUCGAGUACCUUUUAUUUCGGAUAACAAAUACAUAAUUUGUGGAUGUGUUCCAAAAUUUGACACUUGACAUAAUCAAAGUGUGUUCCAAUUAAUUCUCGUGUGUCAAAUUAAUCAUAAUGACAUUGACGUACGUCAAACUUGAAAUUAAUUAGUAAUCGUACGUAAAUUUUUCUAACUCAUUUAGUACUGUUAAUAUUUCAGUUAUUAAAAAUUCAUGAUAAAAAUAUUUAUUUUGCUCGAAUUAUAAGAAAUAUGUUUUGAUUGGUUUUAUUUACUGUUUUGAAGUUAUCAAUAAAUGUGAGUGUGUUUAAGAAGACUUUGGAAUAUGUACGAUGAGAUUGAACAAACUCGUUACUAUUUCUAAGUAGUUAAAUUGAAUCUAAAGAAGGUAUAAUGGUUAUUUCAGCAAAAUAACUGAAUUGAGUUAUACCGGGGAGGUUAAAAAGGUAAGGUUAAAGCUGACUGUAUUUUCACUUAUAAUUUCGAUGAAAAGUUUUCGUUUCUGCUUAAAGUUGUGAUUUUUAUGAAAAUUUUCAUUUAUAUAAUGUCACUAUUAUUGAAAAUAUGAAUGAUAAUUAAGAUGACUGCUGGUUAUAGAUUAUAACUACUAUGAUUUUAAUUACCUUCUUUUGAUUUAAAUAACAAGUAUGACUAACACUUAAUGAAAAAAUUGGGGUUUGAAAGAUAUCGUGUAAGUCGUGUCAAUAUUUGUGUAAAAUUUACAAAAAUUUCUACUAUUCAGUGAAACCACGAUUCAGGACCAAAGUUCCUAAAGUGGUCCAGGGGUCCACGGUACACUCGACGGGGGUUUAAGUUGAGCAUGGCAAAAAAUGGGGGUCCAUGAAAAUUUAUCUUUCAAUAGUGAAGAACUAAAAUGUUGACUUUUUCAACGAUAUAGACAGAUAAUAUUUAUUUAAAGAAGCUCAGCGACUUGCAUAUUCCAUAUACUAUAUUUCUUUUUACCACUCCGAAUGGCAAGUCUUCUAAAUAAAAUUUGAUUGGAUCUUUUGCUACGAGUCAUUGUAGAUUUCUAAAAAGUAAAAUUGGAUGGCAUCCAACUCUACUUAACACAAUCAAUUGAAAAUUUGUUUAGUUGAUUUUAUUAUAAAACAAUUAACCCUAUAAAGCAAUCAAUUCUAACCUUUUUUUUUUCGAAAACUGUUAAUUCGUUGUUGAAACUCAGUUUCAGUAGUUAGAUCUAAUCUUCUGGAUCCAGCAAAAUUUUGAAAGUUUGGAAACCAAUGAUUUAAAUAAUAUGAAUAGAUUCACCAAGUCCAUACUUUUCAUUUUUACGUGAUAUGUCCAAUGAUAUGUUACUUUUUAUCAAACUUUUAAAAAGAACAUUGUUCUCAACUGUAUUUAGUUUUUCAAUUUGACGUAUGUAGAUUUUGUAACAAAAAGGAUUUUAAAAAGAUAUUUACAUUAUAACUGACAGUAGGACAGCAAUUUUUAUUGAUUCAAUCUUAUACUUAUACCAAACUCAGUACUUAUCAUUAUCUUUUCUGCUAUUUAGUUUAAGAUAUUUUAACUAAUAUUGGUCAUAAUAAAAUAACUUCCAAAUCAACACCAGUAAUGAAAAAUUUCAACUUUUGGGCAAUAGAAAUGGGUCUUAACUAAAAAAGGUUGUUUAACAAUACAGUUGCAAUGUGAUUCAUAGUAUGUCUUAUUACAAGCAUUUGCAUAUUUUGUAAUUGCAUUUGAUGCUUUUAUGCUGCUAUUCUAGGGAUAAAUUUAGUUACCUUCAGUUCAAUAACCAACCGAAUGUCUCUCAGAUUAGCAGAUUGGUUUGAACACUUUGUGAAACUAACAUUUUUCUUUUCUCUGGUGUAACUAACCUCUUUGAUGAUUAUUGGAGCUGAAAUUUCUUUGCAAAUUUUUGUUUUUUCUUUCUACUAUGACCAAAUGUAUGAAUUACUCCCUGGAAAGUAAGCACCCGAAGACAAAACGGUUACUUUUUGGCUUCAUAUGUUUUUUCAUACAUUUCCAUCUACACUGAUGGCUUUUUUUGAUUGUCUAUAUUAAAAUCAGUAUUUAGAAUUUAUAUUCCAAAGUCAUAUUAUGAAAUCUUUGUUUUUCAUAACUAUAUUUUUAUUAUGUUACAUAAAGGGGGUUGUAUAUUGAAAGUAUUGACCCCUGAUAAAUUCAAACAAAUAUUUAGUAUAAAAAAAUUGCUUUUUAUAUAAUCCUUUUUGUUACUAAACUUUUAUAUAUGUGACUGAAAAAUAAAAUCAGUAAAAAUGAUGCAAUCUACGGGGGUAUGUUUGUAAUCUUCCAUAAUGUCUUGUCAACAUAAGUAUAAAUUUAUCUAGAAAUAAAAAGUGAUUUUUGAUUA